GAUUUUAACGUGUUCGACACGCGUACACUAUGUGAGAUGUAUAUGGGACCAUGUAGGCACUACAUCAUGAUCACUACUGUUAUACUUAGUAUUUUUUAGAUAAUAUACAACACCAACAUAAACAUCUGCGUUUAUGUAUGCCGUCCUAGCGGAAAAGCCUAAUGUUCAGUGUCAUUUCCAAAUCUAUAUUUCGUUGAUUUUUGGACUUUAAAAUUUUAGCAUCACUAUUUGCCAACAUCCAAAACUUUGCUACCGACCAUAUUUGUGCAUAAUUCUCACAUAUACAGCGACCUCUUUAAGAACAACACUUUUUCUUGCUUGAAUUAAUAGGAACACAAUAAUGCCGACACUAAAUGUAAGUGAGCAUUAUGACGAAGUCAAAAUUCUUGAAACCUUUGAUAAAACGUCAUAAACGACAUGCCGUCACCAAGAAUCUUGAUUACACACAUGCCGAAGAGAUUGGUGCCACUGGAUGCAUGGAAGAAGAACAUCAAGGUUAUCAUUGUCAGCAGAAACCCGAAAGAUGUGGCCGCGUCCUUCUGUGCCUUUACAAACGCUUGUAACUUGUAAACUGCAUGAUUACAGUGGCACUAAAUGACUUCGCACGGAUUUUUCUCGCUUUUCUUGCAAGGAAAAGUUGCGGGAAGUUCAUGGUUUGAGAACAAGAAAUGGUUUGAGGCAGCCAACGACAAUCCUAACUGCUUGUUUCUGACGUACGAGGACAUGAAAAAAAUAAAGCACGCAGUGACACCUCAAUACCAGUAAACAACAGGUAACUUGGCCAAAAAAGGGGACGCUCAAACGUUAUUUACCCUGCACCACUGCUUUAAAAUGGCGGAAAUUCGAGUCAAAGAUGCUGGAGGCCAUGAAUAUAACGUGAUAGAGUGGCGAGGGAUGUAUUUUCCCCUUUUCCCUGGAAUAGUCCCUCGUUUGGAAACCUUGGGUACGUUUGAAUGCAGAAAGGAUGAUAUUUUGCUUUUGACGUACCCUAAAUCAGGUACACGGUGGAUAUAUUAUGUAGUAAGCAUGGUCAAAAACAACAGCACGGAUGACCCCAGCAUGCACUCGAUGUACCUUGAAAUGCUCGACCAAGAGGAUUUUGCCAAAAUGGCGUCUCCCAGGAUCUUGUCGAGUCACCUGCCCAUACACCUCCUGCCGCCAGAUGUGUGGAGCAAGCAGAUCAAGAUCAUCCUAGUUACCAGGAAUCCGAAAGACGUGGCUGUGUCAUAUUAUAACUUCCUGAAAGGCUUAAAGAAAUUUGAAUACAGUGGCCCAUGGGAAUCGUACUUUCCAAUUUUCACACAAGGGAAGGUUCCUUACGGCUCUUGGUUUGACCAUACCAAAGAGAUGUGUAAGAGAGUGGACAGUUAUCCCAACUGCUUAUUUCUUACUUACGAAGAUAUGCUUAAGAUUUAUGUGUAUUUAACAACGUGCAUUUCACUCAUUUUAGUUCCUUACGGCUCUUGGUUUGACCAUACCAAAGAGAUGUGUAAGAGAGUGGACAGUUAUCCCAACUGCUUAUUUCUUACUUACGAAGAUAUGCUUAAGGAUUUACCAGCCUCUGUGAAAAAAAUAAAUUCCUUUCUCGGCUUUGAACGAUCAGACGCAUUUUUGGAGGAAGUAGCGCAGAAGUGCACAUUUUCCUCGAUGAAAAGAUCUGAAGAAACUGGAGAACCGCAAACAUAUCUGAAGGAUGGUCACAGAUUUUAUAGAAAAGGUCAAGUUGCCGACUGGAAGAACUGGUUUACAGUGGCCCAGAAUGAAGAGUUUGAUGAGCUUUACCAUGUCAAGAUGGCGGAUGCACCUCCUGACCUCAAGUCUAGAGUAGUGUUCGAAUAAUCUUUAAAAAAGAUAUCAUACAAACAAAUACUUUAAUUCAUGAAGUGUUCUAAAACUUGAAAAAAAGAUAUCAAACAAACAAAGACUUUAAUUCAUGAAGUGCUCUAAAAGCAAACCGAGAAAGUUCAACGAAUGAAAUAAUGCAUCAAAUCUUGAAUAUAAAUUAAAAAACUGACCACUAUAUUUCAACAAAAUACAAAAGGUGACUUCCACAAAUUUGCCUAUUGCAUGAUAUUGCCUCUCAUAAACAUCUUGUAUAACUGCUGUAAGGACUACCGUUCACUGUGUUCCCGUAGGAGAAUUUGCAGGGUCCAACAGACUAUGUCAUGCACCUUUCCAUCCUUUUAAGCUCGCCCUCUGUGCAGGGCGGCUGCCAUAGUUCGAUUUGUGAAAAAUAAAAAUGCCAAAAAGCAGAUCCCUCAAUAAACAAUCAGUGUCAAA
Messenger RNA from Lingula anatina, 2280 nucleotides. RefSeq names its product sulfotransferase 1C2-like. Gene Ontology annotation, molecular function: sulfotransferase activity. The record is from RefSeq and is a predicted model, not a curated record. NCBI's taxonomy places the organism in Eukaryota, Metazoa, Brachiopoda, Lingulata, Lingulida, Lingulidae.